Molecule: messenger RNA, 2525 nt
Organism: Silurus meridionalis
Lineage: Eukaryota; Metazoa; Chordata; Actinopteri; Siluriformes; Siluridae
Product: cadherin-like protein 26
Exons: 11
Coding region: 113-1867 (584 amino acids)
Biological process (GO): cell-cell junction assembly; multicellular organism development; calcium-dependent cell-cell adhesion
Cellular component (GO): catenin complex; plasma membrane; adherens junction
Molecular function (GO): calcium ion binding; cadherin binding
Source: RefSeq, a predicted model, not a curated record
GACUACAGUAUAAAGCUACAAUUUUAACACUAAAUAUUUUGGUUUCUUGGGUGCGCUUUUGUUUCAGGUCAACCUCGAGCAAGAGCAUUUGUUAAAGUUCUACCUCAGAGGCAUGGGUGUUGAUGAGGAGCCUAAAGACGUACUGGAGAUUGACCAUAGCACUGGCGAAAUUUUUGUGCAUAAGAAGAUCGACUAUGAGAUGUAUCCGUAUCUCUCGCUCAGGUUUGAAGCGAGGGAUAGAAAACACAACGUGGACACGGAACUCGGUAUUGAAAUCAGGAUCCUGGAUAUUAACGAUCACGCGCCGGUUUUUAGUAACAACCACUACGAGACGAAUGUUGAUGAAUCUGCACUUCAAGGCGAAACUGUUACAAGAGUUUUCGCUUCAGAUGAUGACGACUCGAAUUCAGCCAAUGGGAUCUUCACAUUCACACUCGUCUCAGUCACACCAGAAACAGAUAAUGUGGAAUUUUACAUCACACAGAACCACAACAUAGGAAGUAUUUCCUUUACAGGCUGCUUGGACUAUGAGAAAGCACAGAAAUAUACCCUCCUGAUCGAAGCCAAAGAUUAUGGAGACAAAAUACAGCUGUCCAGCACGACCACAGUGGUCCUAAACAUCGUGGACAAAAACAAUCACCGUCCGGAAAUCAUCGGUCAAACAGGUCCUGGAAGGGUAAAAGAACUAGAGACUGGUGUGGAAGUUCUUCGCUUGCAGAUCAGUGACAAAGACAAUCCACAAUCACUAGCCUACAAAGCUAAGUUUAGUCUUCACGGAGAUCCGGAAAACUAUUUCGAAAUCCACACCGACCACAACACUAAUGAAGGAAUUUUGAAAGUUGUAAAGGCGAUGGAUUAUGAGAUCCAAACUUCAAGAAAUGUGUCCAUCACUGUGCAAAACGAGGAGAUCUAUUUCUCCUGCAAGGUGAAAACCCGGACUUCGAAUGGAUUAUGGGAUUUGGAAAGUCGAGAAGAACCUGGCAUGAGUGCACCUUACACAGUGAGCAUUGCUGUUGAGGACACCAAUGAGCCUCCAGAAUUUGUAGCACCUGUUAUACAGAUAGUGGUCCAAGAGAACACAUACAUAAAAACCCCCUUGAAAACCCUUACAGCCGUAGACCCGGAUAGGAAUUAUAAAAACUCAUUUCACUUCAUUAAAGGAGAAGAUAAAGACAACUGGGUGAAUGUAGAUCCAGAAUCUGGAGAGGUUACUAUGGCCAAAAUAGUGGACAGAGAAUCACCAUAUGUUAAAGACAAUACUUACAAUGUUACUGUGUACGUUGUUGAUGAUGAUCAACCUCCAAAGACAGGAACAGGGACACUGGUCAUCUAUGUAAGUGAUCAGAACGAUAAUGUACCACUUUUGAAAGUGAACACAGUAAGCAUGUGUUUAUCCGAGAAGGAAACCAUGACACCGAUCACCGCUGUAGAUCAGGACCUGCCACCCUACAGUGCACCAUUUCACUACAAGCUACUGGGUGAUGUUGAGGGAAAAUGGAGGAUUGAUCCAGAAUAUGGGACGACUGUGAGCCUUAUCCGAGAAAAAACAGUCUAUUCAGGCCAUUAUGAGAUUCAAUUUAAAAUAUUGGACAACCAGGGCUUUGGUUUGGUCCAAAACCUGUCUGUCACUGUGUGUAACUGCACCAUCACACCCGACUGCCACGUUCGAAGGUCAUUCACGGCUCGACCGAGUCUUAGCGCAAUGGGGAUUAUACUUCUUGCUUUUCUGGUUUUAAUAGUGACCCCACUAAUGGCAUUCUCCCAAAGAAAAAAAGUAAUCUUUCAGUACGAUGGUGCUCCAGAUGGGACUCUCAUGAAAUCAAACAUCGAGAUGCCUGGCACAGACUGUAAGGUUUUCUUACUCUAAAAUCACAUGUAAAAUAACUCAUGUGGACGUGAGCAAAGCAGAGCAGCAUGUGGACGCACAAAAGCAUUUCCAAACAACAUUAAAUGCUUUACAAUGUAUGUACUGACUCUUCGUAUUGAUAUUGCAUGGAACUGUAUUUACUCCAUAGUUUUAUAUAUGCAAUAUGGAACAUAUUCUUAAUAUAUAAUGCAUGAAAACGAAAAACAUUUUCAUUACUGUGAUUAACUUUGCUGUCAUGUAGCUAGCCACUUUAUCUCUACGUACAUGUAAGCUAAUAAAAUGGUGACAUUAUGACUGAUACUUAAUAAGAUGAUAUUUAACAAUCAAAGCCCCGAAUGUGUUCAAUUCUACUGUUAUGAAAUAAUUUUGAGCCGCCAUAAUGAAGAAGUCUGCUUUACAACUUGUGGCUACGGUGCUACAUUGUGUCAUUAGCAUGUUAGCAUGCUUAUAGCUAAUGAUAUCGGAUACUGACAGCGAAGUAGAGGGAAGGAAAAAAAAUCUAAUAUUAUGUGGAAAAUCUGUAUUGAAGGAAAAUAUUUUUUGCUAGUAUUAUCGUGGGUAAUAUGAUGCUGUGAAUAUUUAUGUAACAAACAAAUGUAAUUUUUUUUUAUGUUUCUUGUUAUUUGUUUAAUAAAAAUGCCAUUGAUUGGCAAAUUCA